Messenger RNA from Periophthalmus magnuspinnatus, 932 nucleotides. It is a transcript of the gene hprt1, whose product is annotated as hypoxanthine phosphoribosyltransferase 1. The record is from RefSeq and is a predicted model, not a curated record. Gene Ontology annotation, biological process: hypoxanthine metabolic process; GMP salvage; guanine salvage. NCBI's taxonomy places the organism in Eukaryota, Metazoa, Chordata, Actinopteri, Gobiiformes, Gobiidae. Gene Ontology annotation, molecular function: magnesium ion binding; hypoxanthine phosphoribosyltransferase activity.
CCAGUAGAAGCCGCUCGCCCGAGCUCGCCCACUGCUACAGCCCCGGAAAAACCCUCUCUGAUCACAGCUAGCAUUUUCCAUGUGCCCACAACAAUCACAAGAGUAAAGGAUAGACGUAAACUGUUAAACAACCACGUUUUUAAUCUUUUUCAUAUACAUUUCACGGCUGAGGUCACGUAAACGACAUGGCGACCUCCAGCUCCUGUGUUGUUAUCAGCGAUGAAGAGCAAGGCUAUGACCUCGACCUCUUCUGCAUACCAAAGCACUACGCCGGAGACCUGGAGCGAGUCUAUAUCCCACAUGGACUCAUACUCGACAGGACGGAGAGGUUGGCACGUGAGAUCAUGAAGGAGAUGGGUGGUCACCACAUCGUCGCCCUGUGCGUGCUUAAAGGAGGGUACAAGUUCUUCGCUGAUCUGCUAGACUACAUCAAGGCCCUGAACCGAAAACAGCGACCGCUCUAUCCCAUGACUGUAGACUUCAUACGCCUCAAGAGCUACUAUAAUGAUCAGUCGACAGGUGAAAUAAAAGUAAUUGGUGGAGAUGAUCUUUCAACGUUAACAGGAAAAAAUGUUUUGAUUGUAGAGGAUAUCAUUGACACAGGAAAGACGAUGAAGACAUUACUUCAACUUCUUAAACAGUACAAUCCUAAAAUGGUUAAAGUAGCAAGUUUGUUAGUAAAGAGGACGCCGAGAAGUGUUGGCUACAGACCUGACUAUGUUGGAUUUGAAGUCCCAGACAAAUUUGUGGUGGGAUAUGCACUUGACUACAACGAGUACUUUAGAGAUUUAAAUCAUAUCUGUGUAAUUAGUGAUAUGGGGAAGGAGAAGUACAAGGCAUGAAAACCACACCAGUUUUACAACAUUUUCUUUUGCAGCUAUUUUAUUUUAUGACUGUACUUUUCCGUUAAUACACCGUAAAUUGUUCAUUCA